AUGCUAUGCAACCUUCAGUGCCUCUGCCUGGUAAGUCCUUCCCUCUCCCUCCCCCCCACCCCCCCUCCUCACCAAGGAAGCUUCUACUACCUCAUCCCCAUUCACCAUUACCUCACUUUUUCUCUUUUUGGUAGGUCAGUGAACAAUUUCCUGAUAACAGGUCCCAAGGCCUAUCUGACCUACACCACCAGUGUGGCCCUGGGUGCCCAGAGUGGCAUUGAGGAGUGUAAGUUCCAAUUUGCUUGGGAACGCUGGAACUGCCCUGAAAAUGCUCUCCAGCUUUCCACUCACAACAGGCUGAGAAGUGCCACCAGGGAGACUUCCUUCAUUCAUGCUAUCAGCUCUGCUGGAGUCAUGUACACCAUCACCAAGAACUGUAGCAUGGGCGACUUUGAAAACUGUGGCUGUGAUGAGUCAAAAAAUGGAAAAACAGGAGGCCAUGGCUGGAUCUGGGGAGGCUGCAGCGACAAUGUAGAGUUUGGGGAAAGAAUCUCCAAACUCUUCGUGGACAGUCUGGAGAAGGGGAAGGAUGCCAGAGCCCUGAUGAAUCUUCAUAACAACAGGGCAGGCAGGCUGGCAGUGAGAGCCACCAUGAAAAGGACUUGCAAAUGUCAUGGCAUCUCGGGGAGCUGUAGCAUCCAGACAUGCUGGCUGCAGCUGGCUAACUUCCGGGAGAUGGGCAACUACCUAAAGGCCAAGUAUGACCAGGCACUGAAAAUUGAGAUGGAUAAGCGGCGGCUAAGGGCUGGGAACAGUGCCGAGGGCCACUGGGCACCCACUGAGGCCUUCCUUCCUAGUGCAGAAGCUGAGCUGAUCUUUUUAGAGGAAUCGCCUGAUUACUGUACCCGCAAUUCCAGCUUGGGCAUCUAUGGCACAGAGGGUCGGGAGUGUCUGCAGAACAGCCACAAUACAUCCAGGUGGGAGCAAUGCAGCUGCGGGCGCUUGUGUACAGAGUGUGGCCUGCAGGUGGAAGAGAAGAGAACUGAGGCUAUAAGCAGCUGUAACUGCAAAUUCCAGUGGUGCUGCACGGUCAAGUGUGACCAGUGUAGGCAUGUGGUGAGCAAGUACUACUGCACGCGCUCCCCAGGCAGUGCUUGGUCCCAGGGCAAGGGCAGCACACGAUAGCACCCCACAGGAACUUACUUGCUCAGUUGCAUGACAAUGGA
Molecule: messenger RNA, 1166 nt
Organism: Globicephala melas (long-finned pilot whale)
Lineage: Eukaryota; Metazoa; Chordata; Mammalia; Artiodactyla; Delphinidae
Gene: WNT8A
Product: Wnt family member 8A
Biological process (GO): canonical Wnt signaling pathway; multicellular organism development; cell fate commitment
Cellular component (GO): extracellular region
Molecular function (GO): cytokine activity; frizzled binding
Source: RefSeq, a predicted model, not a curated record